GAAAAAAAAAAAAAAGAAAGUGUUGAACCCCUAAAAAGAGUCGCUUUAGCUUUGACCCCUCCUCUUUCUUUCUUUCUUUACUUGGUAGACCCAAUUCUCUUUUAACACACUCUCAGUCUCAAAGACCAAAGCUUUUCCAUUGUCUCUCUUCUUUUCUCUCUCUUGUCUCCACACAUUUUCAGGGAGGAUGAGCUCUCACACAUUUCCCUUCUUUUAUUAUCUCUGUCCACAGUCCUUUGAAUGAAUGAGUGUGUAGUGAGUGCUCUCAUUGAGCCCCACCGAGAAAGCAAAACACUCUCAAAGCUAUGAUCUUUUGAAGUCAGCGUCUGGGUCUUUGUGGGGUUGUGGAUCAAACAGUUAAUGUAGGAAAUCUACUACUCUUCUGCUUAUGGGUUUGAAGAUGAAAGCAAGUAGGACAGCUGGGGAAUUGGACAUGUUUGGAGCUGAGUAAUGGGUUUUCCGAUUCUGAUCUAUGUAACAAAUCUGCUUUGUUUCGAUGGCCUCAAAACCCAGUUCUGGAACUUCCCCAGUAAAGCAAAGAAAAGCCUCUAGUAAUCAUACACCAGAAGGAAAAUCCCACAGGCCUUCACCUUUACAGGUUACAAAGACAAGCAAAUCAGAGCCAGUUACCCCAAGAGAACCACCUCAGAGUGUACAAGUUGCAUCAAAACAGGUUUCCAUAGUGACAACAGAGGAUAAGAAAUCACUGAUUUCCCAAAAAUCAGACAAUGUAAAUCUUUUAUCUGAUAAGCUAUCUUCAGGUUUGGCCUUUGUUGAUCCAAAACAGAGGCCAACAUAUGCGGGUCCUGAAGUAAGUGAGACUACAGACUUCCCAGAAAGUAGUGCAGAACAAGAAAAUAAAGUUAUACAGCACGAAAAUAGCCCUGGUUCUGCUAAGGUUAGUGAUGGGACCAGCAGCCUUGCAAAGACCAGUGGAAGUGCUAAAGUAAGUGAACGAGCUGAUUUUGUUGAGAGUGGGAAAAGCAGUGUGAACAGAGGGAGCACAAGCAGUGAUAUUAGUGAUGAAAGUACAUGUAGCAGCUUAAGUAGUAGUAUCAACAAACCUCAUAAAGCCAAUGAUAUACGGUGGGAAGCUAUACAGGCAGUGCGUGCAAAAGAUGGUGUAUUGGGCGUGAACCAUUUUAGAUUGUUGAAGAGGUUGGGCUGUGGGGACAUUGGAAGUGUGUAUCUCUCAGAGUUGAGUGGAACAAAGUGUUAUUUUGCAAUGAAAGUUAUGGACAAAGCUUCUUUGGCAAGUCGUAAGAAACUUCUUCGAGCUCAAACAGAGAGAGAAAUACUCCAAUGUUUGGACCAUCCCUUCCUUCCAACACUCUAUACACAUUUUGAGACGGACAAAUUCUCAUGUUUGGUAAUGGAGUUCUGCCCUGGUGGUGACUUGCACACGCUUCGACAAAGGCAACCAGGAAAGCAUUUUUCUGAACGGGCAGUGAAGUUCUAUGUAGCAGAAGUUCUCCUUGCUCUGGAAUAUCUUCAUAUGCUUGGAAUUGUUUACCGUGACCUUAAGCCAGAAAAUGUUCUUGUUCGUGAAGAUGGACAUAUAAUGCUUUCUGACUUCGACCUUUCCCUCCGGUGUGCAGUUAGCCCAACAUUAGUCAAAUCUUCAGCACCUGAAGGUGAUCCCUUGCGCAGGAACCCAGCUUAUUGUGUUCAACCGGCUUGCAUUGAGCCAUCUUGUAUUCAGCCAUCGUGUGUGGCCCCUACAACAUGUUUUUCUCCUAGACUCUUUUUAAGCAAAUCCAGAAAAGAACGGAAACCCAAGAAUGAAAUGGGAAAUCAAGUCACUCCACUGCCUGAGCUUAUUGCGGAGCCAACGGAUGCUCGAUCCAUGUCCUUUGUAGGAACACAUGAAUACCUGGCCCCUGAAAUUAUAAAAGGUGAAGGGCAUGGAAGUGCUGUAGAUUGGUGGACUUUUGGUAUCUUUCUAUAUGAACUACUUUUUGGGAAAACUCCAUUCAAGGGAUCUGGUAACCGAGCCACUCUGUUCAAUGUUGUGGGUCAGCCAUUACGAUUUCCUGAGUCACCGGUUGUAAGUUUCUCAGCAAGGGAUCUGAUAAGGGGAUUGCUAGUGAAAGAACCACAGCACAGGUUGGCUUAUAAACGAGGAGCAACAGAGAUCAAGCAACAUCCUUUCUUUGAAGGGGUGAAUUGGGCUUUGAUUCGAUGUGCCAGUCCACCUGAGAUCCCUAAGCCGCCUGAGAUAGAGCAUAUUCCAGCUCCACCAUCAACAAGUGGUAAAGGUGCACCUGCUGUUCUUCCUGAGCAGAAUAAUUAUCUGGAAUUUGAUUUCUUUUAGUUGUCCUUGGAACUGAUAUUCUAUUUGUUUUUCACCCCCAUAUGUAGAGUCUCUAGAACAUCGAAGUUGUGGAAAGUAGGGUUUUUGAAUUGAUUAGUCAUUUUAUAUGUUCAAUGUUGCUUUAAAACGUUUUGAUAUUUGUAUUGAAGGAAGUUGAAUAUCUGCUAUAGUGAAUGUUCUCAAAUGUACAACAUGGAUUUGAUUUCUUC
Messenger RNA from Jatropha curcas, 2523 nucleotides. RefSeq names its product serine/threonine-protein kinase D6PK. Gene Ontology annotation, molecular function: ATP binding; protein kinase activity. NCBI's taxonomy places the organism in Eukaryota, Viridiplantae, Streptophyta, Magnoliopsida, Malpighiales, Euphorbiaceae. Gene Ontology annotation, biological process: protein phosphorylation. The record is from RefSeq and is a predicted model, not a curated record.